Messenger RNA from Naegleria lovaniensis, 675 nucleotides. RefSeq lists its product as uncharacterized. The record is from RefSeq and is a predicted model, not a curated record. The coding region runs from base 1 to 675 and encodes 224 amino acids. Gene Ontology annotation, molecular function: protein serine/threonine kinase activity; ATP binding. The transcript has a single exon. Lineage: Eukaryota; Heterolobosea; Eutetramitea; Acrasida; Naegleriidae.
AUGAAAGACAAGAUGAAGGCCAACAGUCAAAAGAACAUCAAAAUUUAUGCCGAGAAGGAAAUGAGAAAUUUGAAAAAGCUCAAUGAGGCUGGCGUUUCUUGCCCAACACCGUAUCUCGUGAAAGAUCAUGUCAUUUUGAUGAGCUUUAUUGGAAAGCAAGGAUUUCCAGCUCCUGCUUUGAAGGAUGUGACUUUUACAAGUGUGGACAAGUUGAAAAAGGCGUACACUCAAGUCAUUACCAACAUGAGAAAAAUGUAUCAAAAGGCUAAACUCAUUCACAGCGAUUUGAGCGAGUACAACAUUUUGUAUCUUCAUGGUGAAGUGUACAUCAUUGAUGUUUCACAAGCUGUUGAAAGUCAUCAUGCCAAUGCCAAGUCUUUCCUCGUGAAUGAUUGCAGACACAUUAAUCAAUUCUUUGCCAAGCAAGGGUUGACAACAAUCUUGACCGAUAAGGAACUCUUUGAUUAUGUCAUUCAAAACGUUGAGGGUUACAUGACUGAGGAUGAAUUACUAGAAACUACUCUUUGUGUUACUGAAUUAAGAGAUAUUUCCAUGAUGGACCAAACACAAGAUGACAAGUAUUUUGCGCAAGUCUGUUUGCCUCAAUCCUCCAUUGAUUUUGAUGACAAUUAUCAUGCUGUGGCUGCUCAUUCUGCUGUUGACAUUGUUGAGUAG